Magallana angulata is the source of this 854-nucleotide messenger RNA. RefSeq lists its product as uncharacterized. NCBI's taxonomy places the organism in Eukaryota, Metazoa, Mollusca, Bivalvia, Ostreida, Ostreidae. The coding region runs from base 121 to 594 and encodes 157 amino acids. The record is from RefSeq and is a predicted model, not a curated record. The transcript is spliced from 4 exons.
UCUGACUCGCUAACAUUAUGUCACAAUUCUGGCGUUGACAGCUCGCGUCAUUUGCAUAACGGAAGUCACCAAAGGACGUGAGGGUCGGUUCUCAACACCAAGGGGUUUCCUUUGAGAAAAAUGAAGUGGACAUUUGCUGGAGUGUUUGCUGCUUUUCAGUUUCUUCCUUUAAUCUGUGGAGUACGCAAUAGCCAGCAGACGAUUCACGACCAUUUACAGUCGGAACUCCUCCUUCCGGUCCAGAGAAGUUCCCACGUGGUUUACGAGGGGAGCGGGGACACGGACGUAUUGUUAGACAAAACCCCUGUCUAUAAAGUCACCGAACACCCUCCUCCUAAACGACAGCCUGGUGAUAUAUCAAAUAGUGCUACAGGGCAUCAGUCUGCUUCCGUCGUUGUUCUCCACAAACCGUCGCCCGCCAUCAUUGUCCUGAUCGUCAUCCUGAUCCUGCUCCUGAUCACUGCCCUCCUCGCUAUCGGCUAUCUAUGGAGGCGAGUCCGUGUUCUCAAGGAACGACUUACCAAACCCAGCCCCACCAAGGGCGAGUUCGACGAGGAUGAAUACUCUGUGAUGAUGGACUGGUCAGUCAAAUAGAACGGGGACUAUGGACACUGAUUUCAAUCGCUCGCUUGCCUGUGCUAUCCCCCCUGAGCACGUCACAACAAAGCCUGGGUUGUCCCAGAGCACGAUAUGGCAAUUCUCCAUAAUCGUUUUUGUUACUUUUAAAGAUGUGAAAUUUCAAUCUUGCAUCGUUUGAAUUUCUACUGUAAAGUACAUUUAACUUUCAAUUUUUCGUUAACAAUGCUAUUUUUUUAAAAAGAAAAUUGAAUUCCAAAUAAAUGAUUUUUAUAUUU